Canis lupus familiaris (dog) is the source of this 2504-nucleotide messenger RNA. It is a transcript of the gene BOK, whose product is annotated as BCL2 family apoptosis regulator BOK. Gene Ontology annotation, molecular function: protein heterodimerization activity; protein homodimerization activity. Gene Ontology annotation, cellular component: mitochondrial outer membrane. The transcript is spliced from 5 exons. Lineage: Eukaryota; Metazoa; Chordata; Mammalia; Carnivora; Canidae. The coding region runs from base 184 to 825 and encodes 213 amino acids. Gene Ontology annotation, biological process: regulation of apoptotic process; intrinsic apoptotic signaling pathway in response to DNA damage; extrinsic apoptotic signaling pathway in absence of ligand. The record is from RefSeq and is a predicted model, not a curated record.
CGCCGCGCACUCGUCUUCGAGCGCGGGCACGCGGCCCCAGAGCCCGCGCCCUCUCCCCGCGGUCCCUCCGAUCCCGGCCGCGGGGAGCUUUGCGAUUUAACUCGGGACCCGAACGGAUGUGACACCAUAUUUUUAAAGAUCCGGGGUCCCCAAGGUGCCGCGCCCCUGGCCCGCGUCCCCGCCAUGGAGGUGCUGCGGCGCUCCUCGGUCCUCGCCGCGGAGAUCAUGGACGCCUUUGACCGCUCGCCCAGCGACAAGGAGCUGGUGGCCCAGGCCAAGGCGCUGGGCCGGGAGUUCGUGCACGCGCGGCUGCUGCGCGCCGGCCUGGCCUGGACCGCGCCCGAGCGCGCCGCUCCCGCCCCCGGGGGCCGCCUGGCCGAGGUGUGCGCGGUGCUGCUGCGCCUGGGGGAUGAGCUGGAGCUGAUCCGGCCCAGCGUCUACCGCAACGUGGCGCGCCAGCUGAACAUCUCCCUGCAGUCCGAGAGCGUGGUGACUGACGCCUUCCUGGCGGUGGCAUCUCAGAUCUUCUCUGGAGGCAUCACAUGGGGCAAGGUGGUGUCGCUGUACUCCGUGGCCGCAGGGCUGGCGGUGGACUGUGUGCGGCAGGCCCAGCCCGCCCUGGUCCACGCGCUCGUCGACUGCCUCGGGGAGUUCGUGCGCAAGACCCUGGCGCCCUGGCUGCGGAGGCGCGGAGGAUGGACCGACGUCCUCAAGUGUGUGGUGAGCACGGAGCCCGGCUUCCGCUCGCACUGGCUGGUGGCCGCGCUCUGCAGCUUCGGCCGCUUCCUGAAGGCCGCCUUCCUCGUGCUGCUGCCAGAGAGAUGAGCGGCCGGAGCGCGCUCGGGCUGAAGCCAGGCCCCCCGAGCCCGGGGCCCCGCGCACGGCCUCGGCCUCCUCGCCCGGCCUGGGAGUGCGCCGGCCGUCGGGGCCCCACCUCGGGGCUGGAGGCCCUGCCCUGAGCCCACGUCCCCAGGCCCCGGCCUUCGGAACCGCUUGUCCCGUUCCUGGAGCCAGAAGUCAAGGUUUCUCCCGGGUCCAAAGGGCAGGGCGUGGGGAACACCAGGCAUCCCCCCCACCCCCGCAUGCCCGGGGCCCCUCCGGGAAGCGCCCACGGCAGGGCGGAGUGGGCUCGGGCCUCGCGGGGCAGAAGGGGACGCUGGCCUGGCCCGGGCGGCAGGAGCUGUGGGAUCUCAGCGAGCUCGCCCGCAGCACACGGGGCCCACACACCAGCUGCUUAAUCCGCUCUGGCGGGGCAACGUGUCCCCUCCCGGCGGGUCCCUGUGUGGCAGGGACAGGCCGGCAACGCACGCACCCGAACCAGGUUGGUGUGUGCGGGUCCCGCUAGGGUCAUGUCCGCUGCCUGGGCCUGUCCUGGGCACUGCCAGGGCCGGGACGGCACGCCAUCCCCCAGGACGAGCACAAGCACAGACGUGGCCCGGCGUCCCCCCAGGGCCUGCUGCCUCACGGCCACACGCACGUCACGCUCGAGCCUGCAGGGCGGGAGGCAGGUUCUGUGCCGACCGCAGUUCCCACUCCCUUCCUGGGCUGCCCCGCUCAGGCCGGGGGCGUGGUGGGUCGGGUGCGGGGCCGUGCCCCUUCCCGGGUGACGCAUCGGGGUCCUGCCCUCGCACCCAGCCUCACAGCCCAGCAGGGACCCCGACCACCAGGCUGUCAUCAGCUCCUGGCCCCCCGCCACCCCGUGCCCUCACCAGCAGGGACGACAUGGGUCGGUGCACCACCCGCACGAGUGCAAGCCUGGGUGACAACACACUCGGCGCCUUCUGCCCCGGGGCCGUGAGCACAAGCCAGAACCGCCACGGUCCGGAGCCGAAACCCGAAGACAACUCUCCCUGAGUCCGUUUAUAAACUUAGUGCCCUCCCUGUAAACUCAGCGCAGUGGGGUUUUUCUGGAUCUAAACAAACUGAUCAUAAAAGUUCAUGGAAGGAGAUUCUUUUAAAAAAGCAAAGAAUAGCCAGGAAGAACCUGGAAAGGGGAGGUGAGGGGGGCCCGGGCGCUGGGCCACGCGAGCCCCGGCCAGACGCGGCGGCGGCCUGCUGACACGUACAGGCAGACGGCCGGUCACUGCGCUCACGGACGCGGGCCGGGCGAUCCCCGCGGCGCGCCCGCGGUGGGGGCCGUCCUCCGUAGCCGGGGAGUGGGCCGGACUCCUGCGGAGGAUUCAUCGUUCAGCCACAAUAAAAGACAGAACACGUACUGGAUCGAAAUGUUUAUCACAUUCAACAUUUUUCGAAAAUGUUUUGACUUGAGACAGAACAGGCGCGGUCGCCAGGCUGGGCCUGGCUGAGCCUCGCGGGUCACGGGUCUCCUGGGCGACAGCGUUUGGGGGGGGACACAGGUGACGGUCGCACAACACUGUGAACAUACCGAAAGCCACUGGACUGUACACUAGCUCUUACACACUUUAUGAUGGUGAAAAUGGUGAACUUUAUGUCGUAACAGUGCAUUGUACCUCAAUAAAAAAGCUGUAACCGAACAUUAAGAA